AUGGCUCUAGUAGUCCUUCAAGCACCGCCAAGCCUCACGCUGGGCGUGUUAUCCUCUUGUGUCGUACUCCCUGUAAUCUCUUCAUUGUGUAUUUGCCCUUGCCACACAGCAGCAAUCCAGCUCCAAAACCCGUCAAACCUCGCCACGACAGCGCAGACGCGCCAAGAGGAUAUCUGCAUUCCGCUCGCAACUACCCUCUCCACCCACGCGCAGUUCAGCUGCCGCAAUUACAUUUCUAGCCUCCGCUGCGCUUUGCUGCUCUUCCGUGCACAGCGGGCUCGGCAUCGUGCACUAGACUCAGCGCACGUCGCUGAUCUGCCGCUAGCGCGCUAUGCGGGUUACCGUCGCACACUGGUGGCCGGCGGCGGCCUCCGUAGCAGCAAACCCUAAGUUGCCCUUCCUUGCACCCUACUCCACCUAACCCAGGACCGCUUGGGUGCGCUGGGGUGAGUGUUAGGUUGCCGGCGGGCUCCUUGCGGCGUUGGCUCAAGUC
Molecule: messenger RNA, 493 nt
Organism: Volvox carteri f. nagariensis
Lineage: Eukaryota; Viridiplantae; Chlorophyta; Chlorophyceae; Chlamydomonadales; Volvocaceae
Exons: 3
Coding region: 1-390 (129 amino acids)
Source: RefSeq, a predicted model, not a curated record